CUGAACCUCGAUUUCUAUUUCUAUCUCAUCACCGACGAGGCCACCGGAAAGAAGAAGCUGAAGGUGAACGCCUGGUUUAGCAGCCGGGUAACAACCGUCGCCAUUCGCACGGCGCUCAGCUACGUCACUAACCUGAUCAACGGCGUCAGGAAGGGUUACCGUUACAAGAUGCAUUUCGUGUACACACGCGCCGCCUCGUCCUCUCACAGCGGGUGCCGACGGUCCUGCCGUACGUGGAGGAGAAGUGUCACAUCCGCCAGCACGCACCUCAUCGAGACCUACCCCUCCCUGCAGCCCAAGACCGCCGUCUUCACCCACAACGACGGUCAACCUCCUCCAGGCCACGGCACCGUCCCAAUCUUCUUCCAGGGCGUCACCUACAACAUCCCCGUCAUCAUGUGGCUCAUGGAUUCUUCCCCAGAAGAGAGGGCCAUUCAUAUGCAAGCUGAGAUUGCUACCUCGUGUAUGCAUUUUGCUGCUUCUCUUUUGGUAUUGGAUGAGGGAUGCGCCACCCCUGUGUGGUUGGUUGAUGCUAUGGCGGUUGAGAUGCAUGCGGGCUUGGCCUCCGAAGGCGGGUCAAAGCUGAAGAUGCUUCUCACCUAUAUCUGCGACCUCCCUACUGGGAAUGAAAAGGGGAUUUAUUAUGCUCUAGAUCUCGGCGGUACCGAUUUCCGGGUCUUGCGAGAGCUUUUUGAUUAUAUCGAAACAUCAUUGAAGGAUUUUGUUGAAAGAGAAGAAAAUGCUUCAGAGCCUUCACAAGGGGAAAAAAGUAGACUUGGCUUCACAUUUUCAUUCCCAGUGAAACAAACUUCUUCAUCAUCAGUCAAACUGACGAAUGGAUUCUCUAUUGAUUACAUGGUUGUUAGGGAUGUUGCUCUGUGCUUCCCGGAGGCAAUAUAUCGGAAGAGCCUGAAUAUGCAAGUGGCUUCCCUU
Molecule: messenger RNA, 933 nt
Organism: Striga asiatica
Lineage: Eukaryota; Viridiplantae; Streptophyta; Magnoliopsida; Lamiales; Orobanchaceae
Source: the annotation of a GenBank genome assembly